Molecule: messenger RNA, 1496 nt
Organism: Cercospora beticola
Lineage: Eukaryota; Fungi; Ascomycota; Dothideomycetes; Mycosphaerellales; Mycosphaerellaceae
Gene: ADE57
Product: bifunctional aminoimidazole ribotide synthase/glycinamide ribotide synthase
Biological process (GO): purine nucleobase biosynthetic process
Molecular function (GO): phosphoribosylamine-glycine ligase activity; ATP binding; metal ion binding
Source: RefSeq, a predicted model, not a curated record
AAAACACGCAACAACGAUAUGGCUGCACCACUCCGCGUUCUCCUGAUUGGCAAUGGCGGCCGUGAGCACACUCUCGCGUGGAAGCUCUCGCAGAGCCCUCGCGUGGAGGAGAUUCAUAUUGUGCCUGGCAACGGAGGAACAGCUGGCGUACCGAAAUGCAAGAACAUCACAAAUGUUUCUUCUGAAGUCUUCUCCCAGCUCGUCGCUCAUGCAAAGGAGCACAAUCUCAAUUUCCUCGUGCCUGGCCCUGAAGCUCCACUUGUUGCUGGCAUCGUGGACUAUUUUGCCCAACAUGCCCCGCAUAUCAAAGCGUUUGGUCCAUCGCUGGCUGCUGCACGAAUGGAAGGCAGCAAGACCUUCAGCAAAGAUUUCAUGAAGAAGCACAACAUUCCAACAGCAAGAUACGAGAACUUUGAUGACUACGAAAAAGCCAAGAAGCAUCUCGAUGAGAUCGACUACGAAGUCGUGAUCAAAGCCGACGGACUGGCUGCCGGCAAGGGCGUCAUCAUCCCACAGACCAAGGAAGAAGCGCAGACAGCGCUAAAAGAAAUCAUGAUCGACCACGAAUUUGGCAGUGCAGGUAACAGCGUCGUGAUCGAGGAGUUCUUGACUGGAGACGAGAUUAGCAUUUUGUCGUUGAGUGACGGGACGUCAAUUCUCAGCCUGCCUCCCGCACAAGAUCACAAGCGAAUAGGAGAUGGCGACACUGGCCCUAACACCGGUGGUAUGGGAACCUAUGCGCCUACGCCUGUCGCAACGAAAGAAGUGCUUGCGGAGAUCGAGAAGACCGUCUUGCAGCCAACGAUCCAUGGCAUGAAGGCCGAUGGCAUGACCUUCGUGGGUUGUCUCUUCACUGGCUUUAUGCUCACACCAAAGGGCCCACGAGUGUUGGAGUACAAUGUUCGAUUUGGCGAUCCAGAAACUCAGUCAUGCUUGGCUUUGCUCAAGUCAGACCUUGCAGAGCUCAUGCUCGCCGCCACGAACGGGACGCUUUCUUCUCAGUCGAUCGAUAUCGCACCUCUGAGUGCAUGUACUGUUGUGGUAGCAGCUGGAGGGUAUCCCGGUAGCUACCCCAAGGGUACCCCGAUGCAGGUUGAGAAGGUGAACGAGGCUGAGGGCAACUUCGUCUUCCACGCUGGAACUGGCGUCAAAGACGGCCAGCUGGUGACCACUGGAGGGCGAGUCAUUGCGGCUACAUCUACAGGGAGCACACUGCGUGAGGCAGUUGACAAAGCCUACCAAGGCGUGCAGAGCAUCAAGUUUGAGGGGAUGCAGUUCCGAAAAGAUAUCGCGCAUCGUGCGUUGCGGUAGAUCUGGACGUGGCUAGGAUAGAUGGCCACGAUCAAUACAAAUGAUACAUAAAUACUGCCUGCAGCGAUAGCAUUUAUUGCUGGUCGAUGAGACACCGCUUUGACUAAUGGCUCCGCCUUUGCUGCAACACUGUACAAACAUAAAUGGGCAUAACCCGGGAAUAAUUUCUGACCCCAGCACAAGCC